Ambispora gerdemannii is the source of this 563-nucleotide messenger RNA. The record is from the annotation of a GenBank genome assembly. Lineage: Eukaryota; Fungi; Glomeromycota; Glomeromycetes; Archaeosporales; Ambisporaceae.
CUGCAGUUGAAGCACAAAGCCUGAGAGAGCUUAGUGAGUUUCUAACAGCAACCGUCAGACAGACCCUCCCCCCUUCAGAAUCUUUGCUUCGUUCCCAGACAGAACCCUCUCCCACAAUCACAAAAAGGAACAUCAAAACCAUUACAUUGUAUCGAGUGUUUAGACCACAAGUUGUGGCAUUUCUGAUAGAAAAUUGCCCAUUCUGCGGAACGGCGCCAAAACGAGAAGAAAAAUCACUGGUGAUAACCAAGAAAAUUCAACUGCUCCUACCAAAGAAACUCGGAAUUCACCACAAAAUGGCAAAACAAGCAAAAAGUUGGAAGAAAAGACCUACGACCGGUAACGGCAACAAACUCCUACUCACUAAUGCUUCUAACCAAAACGUCACUGACAACCUGAAGAAUUCACGACGACCAAGUAAUAAUAAUGAUAACAGUAAUCCAAAACCGUCAUUGACGAUAACGCUAAAUGCUAACGACGACGAUACCGACACAAAAAGCUGUUCAGUCGAAGAAUUAGGCAAAAAGAGCCCGGAGUUAUCACGUAUUUCGAUCACGGAAUAA